This is a messenger RNA of Columba livia (rock pigeon), 1027 nucleotides long. RefSeq names its product SH2 domain-containing protein 1A-like. The coding region runs from base 171 to 533 and encodes 120 amino acids. The record is from RefSeq and is a predicted model, not a curated record. Lineage: Eukaryota; Metazoa; Chordata; Aves; Columbiformes; Columbidae. The transcript is spliced from 5 exons.
GGGGUUUUUUGUUAAUAAUUCUUAAAUUCCAGUCUUAGAGAGCGAGACUAGAGAAGCUCUUCAGGAUACCUACAAUGUGACCACGUGCUGGCAGGAGUGGUUCAUCGAGGCUCUGCUCAUCUCAGUGACCCAUUCAUAUUACAGGACAAAGCCCCUUUCUCGCUGACAGAAUGGAGAACGUGCUGAUGAAGCAAAGGGGAGAAAUGGAUGGGCUACAAAGUCAAACCACAGAAGAUGAGGUAAUGAUACCAUGUUUAGGACUCCUGGCGAAUCUCCGUCAUCACAACUUACCUGUUCAAGCUAAGAUGAAAUCUUUGACUUCUGAAGGUGUUCCAGAGAGGAUCUUCAGAAUAUUGAAGGAUUCAAUAUACACUUACGACAAGCCAAAUCAAGGACUGAUAACAAACCUCCGCUACCCGGUAAUGAAACCAAAGGCUUCACAAAGAAGCCAAGGGUUCCAGUCAGGAAAGGAUGACAUCUAUGCAGUGAAGCGUUUGACACGGUCUCCCACAGCAUCCUCCCAGCUAAACUGAGGAAGUGUGGUCUGGACGAUCGGGUAGCGAUGUGGACUGUGAACUGGCUGAAGGAAAGAAGCCAGAGAGUCGUGAUCGACGGGGCAGAGUCUAGUUGGAGGCCUGUGGAGUCCCUCAAGGGUCGGUACUGGGGCCAGUACUAUUCAAUAUAUUCAUCAAUGACUUGGAUGAGGGAAUAGAGUGACUGUCAGCAAGUUUGCUGAUGACACCAAGCUGGGAGGAGUGGCUGACACGCCAGAAGGCUGUGCUGCCAUCCAGCGAGAGCUGGACAGGCUGGAGAGUUGGGCGGGGAAAACAUGAAUGAACUAUAACAAGCGCAAGUGUAGAGUCUUGCAUCUGGGCAAGAAGAACCCCAGGUACUAGUAUAAGUCGGGGAAUGACCUGUCAGAGAGCAGUGAAAGGGACCUGGGGGUCCCGGUGGACGGCACGAUGACCAUGAGCCAGCACUGUGCCCUUGUGGCCAAGAAGGCCAAUGACAUCCUGGGGUGUAUUAG